Messenger RNA from Paraglomus brasilianum, 1512 nucleotides. The record is from the annotation of a GenBank genome assembly. Lineage: Eukaryota; Fungi; Glomeromycota; Glomeromycetes; Paraglomerales; Paraglomeraceae.
AUGUUUUUCAAUUCCUUCUACCUCGGGAAUGAUGACGCUACGUAUCCAGACGGCACAGCAUUGAUGCAAUUGUGUAAUCCUGACAAUUUUGACAAUCUAUAUAUACGUCUGCUACAUCCAAACGGCACGUUGACAAAACUUACUUUUUAUGAUACUGGCUCGUACAUCAUGCAGUAUGCUUACCCGCUUAACGACGGAUAUGCGCUUAUAAUUCAGAUAAAAGACAGUGCCAAUCACGUUUAUGGAAAGUUGGUUGAUUGGAGCGGGCAGGAGUUGCAACGUGACGUAAUACUUGCUGAUAUUCCUAUCACCUUUAAUUUGACACCAAUUGCAACAGCUAAUGUCAACCCGAAUAAAGGUUUUCUUGUUGCAACUGCGGGUGAGAAUGUAGUUUUAUGGAAAGUCUUUAGUGCACCCAACAGCUCGCGUCAAAUAACCCAAUUAUACGAAGGCAUUCUCACAGGAAAUGAUGACAAAAUUCUGCAAGAUUACGUAGUCUUUCCCACUACAGAAGGCGGUUAUGGCAUGGCUCUUUUAAAAAGGGUAUCAACGUUCACUCAGGAUCCACUCAUCUCUAAAGUAUUCCACUCUUCUCCGCAAUGGUUUUUAUAUGUUACAUUCUGGCAACCUGAUACUACGCAGUUCGAUACACCGCAUCUAGUCUGGCAAAACACAAACAUACUCAGUCCCUUGUUUAUAAUCGGAUGCGAAGUGGCUGUCUCCGGAACAGGAUACUUUUGUAUUAUACGGGUCCCUUCUACAACUCUUUAUGAUUUUGAUUAUGUGAGGGUGGCAUUCCUAUCUAGUGGCUCUGUGACUGAUGUCAACGCGAUAUUGGAAGAACCGCCACAUGGUCUAACCGGAGUAUCUGCAAUACGGCAGCUGCCAUAUGGCGGAUUUGUGUCUUUUAUUCCCUCUAUAACAGCUACCACGACAGGUCUUCUGAGGUUGACACCUGAAGGAACGACGUUAUUUGAACACUUAUCUACUGAUGAUAAGAACGCUUUCUUCGACUCUAUGGUUGCAAAGCUUGCCGAGCUCGUCCCCAUUGAUCCGUCACGUAUAACCACCAACAAACACAACCAACCUGAUCCCAAUGCACCAGCUCAUCAGAUAUUGUUUUCAGUCACUCUCAAGUCGUCUGACGAUAUGUCACAGCGAACGGUGCAGCAGAUUAUUGAUGACUUUGAUGAGCUAAUCAAGAAUAAAGCUUAUAAUUCGUUUUCGCGAGAGUAUCUUACUAGCUACCUAGAUGAAGCAUUUGGGUUUUUGCCUGCUGCCAAUUUAUGGGAUGCUUACAAAUUUAAAUUCAUUGGAGUGCUUAUUAGUCUCUUGGUAUUAUUAAUAAUAUGCUUUUUCGCAAGACAAAAGUAUCCAGAAGGUCAAAGUUUUGUUGUCAUAAAAUUUGCACUAAUACUCGCAGACUUGAGUCUUGAUAUAGCAUUUGUACUGUCAAGUGCAAAGAACGUUCCACAGAUACAUAUACCAAGGUAUUACUCAUUUGGUUUAUGA